Cynocephalus volans (Philippine flying lemur) is the source of this 917-nucleotide messenger RNA. It is a transcript of the gene BCAP29, whose product is annotated as B cell receptor associated protein 29. Bases 109 to 834 code for a protein of 241 amino acids. Gene Ontology annotation, cellular component: endoplasmic reticulum membrane; endoplasmic reticulum. The transcript has 8 exons. Gene Ontology annotation, biological process: intracellular protein transport; endoplasmic reticulum to Golgi vesicle-mediated transport. NCBI's taxonomy places the organism in Eukaryota, Metazoa, Chordata, Mammalia, Dermoptera, Cynocephalidae. The record is from RefSeq and is a predicted model, not a curated record.
GGAGGCGUUAGGCUGCUGUCCCCGUGGAGCUGGCCGAAGAGGAAGUCGUCGGUGCCGCGCAGGCCUUUUCCGCACGCACGGCUGCCGGGAAGGUGUGAAGAGAAAACAAUGACACUCCAAUGGACGGCAGUUGCAACCUUUCUUUAUGCUGAAAUAGGACUCAUAUUAAUCUUCUGUCUACCUUUUAUUCCUCCUCAGAGAUGGCAGAAGAUUUUUUCAUUUAGUGUCUGGGGUAAGAUUGCAACUUUUUGGAACAAGGCUUUCCUUACCAUUAUAGUCCUAUUGAUUGUUCUGUUUCUAGAUGCUGUGAGAGAAGUAAGGAAAUACUCCUAUACUCAUACCAUUGAGAAGAGCUCAACCAGCAGACAUGAUGCCCAUGAACAUACACAGAUGAAACUUUUUAGGUCCCAAAGAAAUCUUUACAUUUCUGGAUUUUCAUUAUUUUUCUGGCUAGUGUUGAGACGUCUGGUUACGCUUAUUACUCAGCUGGCGAAAGAACUGUCAAACAAAGGAGCUCUUAAAUCUCAAGCAGAAAAUACUAACAAGGCUGCCAAAAGAUUUAUGGAAGAGAAUGAAAAACUAAAAUGGAUCUUGAAAAGCUAUGGAAAGGAUGAUGAUCACAUUUUGGAAGCAGAAAAUAAAAAACUAAUAGAAGAGCAGGAAAAACUGAAAACUGAAUUAAAAAAGACUUCAAAUGCCCUUUCUAAGGCACAAAGUGAUGUGAUGACAAUGAAGGUGCAAUCAGAGAGACUUUCGCAAGAAUAUGAUCUGCUCCUGAAAGAACACUCAGAGCUUCAGAGUCAUUUAGGAAAAGACAAUAAGAAAGACCUGUAAACUUUAUGAAAAAAGACCAUAAUACACCGUGUCAAGACAAUAAAUUUGUUAUCAUGUUAACCUCUAGGAAAUUUAAAAUUCAG